Passer domesticus (house sparrow) is the source of this 2237-nucleotide messenger RNA. RefSeq names its product carbohydrate sulfotransferase 8 (gene CHST8). Gene Ontology annotation, molecular function: sulfotransferase activity. The transcript is spliced from 6 exons. Gene Ontology annotation, biological process: proteoglycan biosynthetic process; carbohydrate biosynthetic process. Gene Ontology annotation, cellular component: membrane. Bases 794 to 1969 code for a protein of 391 amino acids. Lineage: Eukaryota; Metazoa; Chordata; Aves; Passeriformes; Passeridae. The record is from RefSeq and is a predicted model, not a curated record.
CCCUGCAGACAAUGCACGAUCCGGCGGCCGCGGCGGGGAGCGGCCCCGGCCGCCAGAACGAGUCAAACUUGGGAGGCGAGAGCGCCCCUGGAACGGCGGCGGCCCCGCCCGCGCCGCGGCGGGGGAAGAUGCGCCGGGGGCGCGGCGGGGCCGGAGCGCUCCCCGCUGGCACCUGCUCCGAGGGGCGCGCUGGGCGCGGCCGCCGGCGGGGCCGGGGCGGCGGGCGGGGGGCGGGGAGGGGGGCGGCGGCCUCCCGUCUCGGGCGGGCUGUCCCGCUUCACUCUCUCCUCCCCGCCGAGGAUCGCGGCUGCGGCGCGCAGGGCGGCGGCGGGAGCGGCGCGGAGGAUGCGCUGAGCGAGCGCGGGAGGCGGCGCGGCCGCGGCGCAGGUUCAGGGCAGCUCAAAAUGGAGUUCAGAUUGGAAGCUGCUUACAGCCCUAUCUGCUUGCACUCUGGACAUAUUACACCAGACUUCCAGAUGAGAGGACAAAGACUAUGAGUGAAGAGUGCCCUGGAGAUCACAUGCAGUUCUUUUCCUGGGCCAGAACUGGAUUGAUCUGAGAACAAUAAUUAUGAGGCUGACAUGUAUGUUCUCCUUCAUCUUGCUGUUUGGAGCAGUUGGGCUUGUGGUCUUCAUUCACCUGCAGGAUCCAGAAGAAAUAGUUCAUCAGCAGACACCAGGGUUUGGCAAAUGUUCCAAUGAAGCAGUCUUCUGAAACACUUGGGUCAUUGGACUGGGUCAGCUGUUGCCUAUGCAAAUACCUGAAUUAGCUUCAAAGAGGGAUAAAAUAUAACAUGGGAUUCCAGCAACCAAAAAAACAGGACUGUGUUGCCAGCAAUGACCAGGAUGGAAGAUUAAGAAAAAAUAGUGCAGACAGAGCAGCAACAGUUAAGCAGAGCAGUUCAUUAGAGGCAUCUGAAAGUGUGCCCACCAAGCUUCAAAGCACCGACAGAAGGCAAAGCAGCAUCAUGUUUGCUAUGAAAGAUCAACAGAAAGGUGAAGAAAUUAAUUCCAUCAAGCUCCAUAAACGCAGGAGGAGGUUUAUAAUUAAAAAGAGCCCAAUUCUGAUUUCCAUGAACAGCUCUAUUCUCAACCUGCCCACACUUAAAUAUGAGGAUAGAAACAACAGCAAGUGGAAAAGUCUCUAUCAGAUCCAAGGAGAAAGGAAGCGGAUUAUGAGGGAAACUUGUUCAAAAUACAAGAGUAAUAACAGAAGAAUAAUCACUCCUUACCACGUGUCUAGAAUAUUUGUAGAGGAUAAAUACAGAGUUUUGUACUGUGAAGUGCCCAAAGCGGGCUGCUCGAACUGGAAGCGGGUGCUCAUGGUGCUGAACGGGCUGGCCUCCUCCACAAAGGACAUCCAGCACAACACCGUGCACUACGGAAACUACCUGAAACGCCUGGAUGGCUUUGACCACAAGGGCAUUUACCACAGGCUCAGCACUUACACAAAAAUGCUCUUUAUUCGUGAGCCCUUUGAAAAGCUGGUGUCUGCCUUCCGGGACAAGUUUGAACACCCAAACAACUACUACCACCCGGUCUUUGGGAAAGCCAUCAUUUCCAGAUACCGUGUCAAUGCCACCAAAGAAGCACUAAGGACAGGCUCUGGAGUCAAGUUUAAAGAGUUCAUUCAAUACCUGCUGGAUGUACACAGGCCCGUGGGUAUGGAUAUACACUGGGAUCAUGUCAACAGGCUUUGCAGCCCAUGUCUAAUAGACUACGACUUCGUUGGGAAAUUUGAAAGUAUGGAAGAAGAUGCAAACUUUUUCUUGCACUUAAUUGGUGCUCCACAAAAUUUAACUUUCCCCAAGUUUAAAGAUCGUCACUCUAAUGAAGAAAGAACUACCACUAAAAUUACACAGCAGUAUUUUGCACAGCUUUCUCCUUCUCAACGACAACAAAGCUAUGACUUUUACUAUAUGGAUUACUUGAUGUUCAACUACUCAAAACCUUUUGAAGAUUUAUAUUAAUUUGAGGGCCUGGAUAUUUCCACAGUCGCAUCAGUUGAAUUGUGUGACAAAUCCAGGUGGCAUCUGUUUAUAUAUACUUACCUGUUAGCAAACAAUUGGUUGAAGAGCAGGGAAAAAUGCAAACCAGAACAUAGACAGAUGUUUACACCUUCACCUUAAUUGCCUCCUUUUUCAAAUCAUAUUUUUUUCUAUAAUUUCUCCAUAUGAAAUGUAUGUACAUAUAUGUAUAAUAUGUCAGGGCCCCCAAAUAAAGCACAGAAUUUUCCAG